Cololabis saira (Pacific saury) is the source of this 3650-nucleotide messenger RNA. Its product is annotated as very-long-chain (3R)-3-hydroxyacyl-CoA dehydratase-like. Gene Ontology annotation, cellular component: endoplasmic reticulum membrane. Gene Ontology annotation, molecular function: 3-hydroxyacyl-CoA dehydratase activity. The record is from RefSeq and is a predicted model, not a curated record. The coding region runs from base 120 to 1202 and encodes 360 amino acids. Gene Ontology annotation, biological process: sphingolipid biosynthetic process; very long-chain fatty acid biosynthetic process; fatty acid elongation. Lineage: Eukaryota; Metazoa; Chordata; Actinopteri; Beloniformes; Belonidae. The transcript has 11 exons.
UCCAUCCACCAUCUGGGGGCUGAUCGUGUGAUCAGGUUUAGUUACAUUUCUCCGCCUGGUUUGAUCGUGUGAUCGGGACUUGUGAUCAGGUUUCUGGGCCUGGUUUCCAGGUGUGGAUCAUGCAGAUCCUGACCCCGCAGGUGUUCUGGGCGCAGCGGCACGGAGAGAUCUACCUGCGGGUGGAGCUGAGCGACACCAAGAAUCUCAACAUCAGCCUGCAAGAAAGCAACACACUUCAGUUCAGAGCACAGGGCCACGGAGCCAAAGGAGACAAUGAAUAUGAGUUCAGUCUGGAGUUCCUGGAGCCGGUCCGACCCGAGAUCCACCAGAAGUCCACUCAGCGCCAGGUGGACAUCAGGAUCAAGAAGCAGGAGGAGCGCUGGUGGGACCGGCUGACGCUGCAGGCCAAAAAGCCUCUGUUCCUGGCGCCGGACUUCGACCGCUGGGUGGACGAGUCGGACGCCGAGAUGGAGCUCCAGGCGAAGGAGGAGAAGAUAAACAAGAUAAGUGUGGAGUCGAGAGUCCGUAAAGACCCCUACAUCGGUCUGAAGAAAGGCUACCUGUUCAUGUACAACCUGGUGCAGUUCCUGGGCUUCUCCUGGAUCUUUGUCAACAUGACUGUUCGGCUUUUUAUUCUCGGUCAAGACUCGUUCUACGAUACCUUCCACACCGCGGCUGACAUGAUGUAUUUCUGCCAGAUGAUGGCCGUGCUGGAGGUCGUCAACCCCCUGUUGGGUCUGGUUAAGACCGGAUGGAUACCUGCCAUGAUACAGGUGGCGGGGAGGAACGUCAUCUUGUUCGUGAUCUUCGGCAGCCUGGAGGAGAUGCAGAACCGGACCGUGGUCUUCUUCGUGUUCUACCUGUGGAGCACCAUCGAGAUCUUCAGAUACCCGUUCUACAUGCUGGCCUGCAUGGGCACCGAGUGGAAGCUGCUCACGUGGCUGAGAUACAGCCUGUGGAUCCCCCUGUACCCGAUGGGCGUGGUGGCUGAAGCCGUGGCCGUGAUCCAGUCCCUGCCCAUCUUCGAUGAGACGCGUCUCUUCAGCGUCCCGCUUCCUUCCUUCCUGGGACGGUCGCUGAGCUUCUCCUACACCCUCCAGCUGUACCUGGUCCUCAUGUUUCUGGGACUCUUCGUUAACUUCCGGCACCUGUACAAGCAGCGGCGGAGGAGAUACCGCUCCAGGAAGAGGAAAGCCCCCUGACCUGUCCACACCUCUGCUGUGCAAGCACCCUUAGACGGGUUUACUUUCCUCUUAUUGCCUUUUUUCAUGUUCCUGCACCUCCGCACAGAGCUGAUGAGAGCUGCUCGCCUGAUUCCUCCACUGGGCGAACUCCGUCCCGUUCAUCCCUCAUCCUUCUUUGUUUCUUGUUUUUUACCAGCUGGAUGACUCAAACGGGUCUCUGAAGAAAUCUGUCCAGGUCAAUGUUGUAUUUCCCUCCUCUGAGGUUUUAAUGUUUUAUUCCCUUAAAAACACCCAUAUUUAUGAAGACUUAUACGCUGCAUGUGUCUGUUUGAAGUCACCGUGUUUUAUUUGUUGAGUUUUAUCUUUCACUUGUACAUGCAACUGUUUUUCUUAUAUUUUCACAAAGAUGGAAAAAUCAAUGACACCAAUUGUUAUGUCUUUAAAGAACUGUCGGACAAAUGCAUUGAAGGUGAAUGACUGGAAAGUCCCGUGUGUCGUCUGAUUGUAGGUGGCUUGAAAUGAACUCGGCGGGUUUCUUUUAUUCAUGCACCAGAUUAUUUGAGGUUCAAACUGCUCGUAUCCUUAUUCUGUUUCAGCCGACUCAGUAAACGCACUCACAGGUUGAAAUCACGCUUAUUUAAAACACAGUCUGGAAAUACUCUCUGAUACUGCUGGAGAGAAAAGCUUUCAGUAUUUUUGUCCAGGCUCCGUCCGAUACCGUCAAAAUUCUGAUCCUCAAGAAUCGUUGCAGGUGGAGAAGCGGUGACACGUCGUUUUGCAGAGCUAGGUAUCGGGUAUUAGUACAUCUAGUAUUAGUAUAUCUAGUAUUGGCAGCUUGUUUAGGCUGGAAAAUCCCACCAGGGCAUACUCAUUUUACAAGGCUGAGGGUUCCCGAGGUUGCACGAAUGUUUCUGGAAGCAACUCCAUGAAGCAGUUAAGAAGCCCUGAGGGGAAAGGUCACGUUUGUCAAAUCCACAGGGAACAUGGACGAGUCAAAACUGCAAACUCUGGAGUUUAUGGUGUUGAAUGUGUGUUGAAUUCAUAUGCCUGGAUGACGGAAAUGUCGGAUUUGGACGUGUAGUUGAACAUCUGGAGCAUCUGUACAGAUGUUCUCUCCAAACGGGAGGAUCUGAUCUGCUCAGAUUAGCUGCUUCACAACAGACGUUUGGAUCCCCAGGUGUUCAAAUGUCAAACAUAAGAUCUUUUUAUUUUACAUCUGUGACUGCACUGUAACUCAUUUUCUUAUCUAACAGAUUGUCUUUAUUUAUUCUUGGUUUUAAAAACUUUAAUCAAAAAUAACCGUGUUAUCAAGCUUCCACUUUUGACUUAAACAUCGAACUAAAUUAAAAGCAUUCGGAGCAGAAGUUUGACGACUGCACGUCAUCACAACAGGGCUCAGAAUAUUAAGUGAAGUAAUUGUUUUUUUUUUUACUCAAUUACCUUUUCAUUAACUUACGAUGAUUUAUAGGAAGUUAUUAAAAAAAUAAUAAUUAAAAAGUGAUGAUACUUGGUGUAAACACUGGAAAAGUUUCAAUAGUUCAACAUGUUGAACUUAUGAAGUUUAAAUGCUUUCUUUAAAGUUUGUUGAUAAAAGUAAAUAUGUGAGGUAAAUUUACAUAAAAAAAAUGGCUAUAAACUAAAAGUCCUCUAUUUUAAAGUGACACCAAGAAGUGUUUUCAUGUUAAAAUAUCUGUUUCGGUUUAAUUCAAUUAAAUUCCCAGUGAUUUCUGAGCGAUUGUCUCCGUCUGGAUCAAUCGACAAAAGCCUCCUAAAGUGACCUUAGACCCGCCCUGAUCGGGUCGGUGCUUUACAACACACAUAAGCGUUGGUAACCGAACAAGAUCUCAGACUCUGUUGUGAAAGCGGUUUAACCUCCACGCUACAGGGGGACCCCUGAGCUAAAAAUAGCAAAAGCACCCUUGUGUUGCUUUAAAAGUAGGUGUUGGGCUCAGAAAUCAAUUUUUAGCCAUGAACCUCUGAUUAAACAGCCAUUCAGUCUUUUAAUGUCAAUAAAGCCACGCAAGCUACACUGAUGGGAACUACUUCAAGGGAGUAAAAUAGUCAGAAAAUCCUAGUUUUCUUCAAAAAGUCUGUUUUACUUUGUUAGAAAUAAGUUUCUGCAGUCGUCUUUUGAAUUCAAGAUGACGCAAGAAUAUGAAAAACUUGUUUUGAUUUACUGAUGCAUAUCUUUGUUUUUCUCAUAAAUGAACUUCCUGAUCACCCCUUCCUCCUCCUCCUCAUCAUCAUAAUUUCUGCAACUGACUGCAACAUGAGAUCAAAUCUGAGUGAAGUGUUUCCUUUUCCUCUUGUCCUUAAAGUUUGACGUUUAAGUAAUUAUUCACAUCACAAGUUGGAGGCCUUUUGCAGACCGGAGUGCGUGUGCUCACACAAACAACUUUAUGUGGGGAUGUCUGGACCACUGCUUUGUCUGAAGAAGGUUUACUUCCUUAAAAACAACAAUAAAGU